CAGGCAACUCAUGCUUGCACCCUGCCCGCAUUCUGCCAUUUCAUAGCAAGCAUGCAGAAAGGGUUGGCGUGAAGCAGCAGCUGACAUGGCAGGGCCACUACGCUCCACUGCAAGGGAAUGCUUUUCUGACCGCCCUUUGAGGAUGCUUGAAGUAGGAUACCACAGCGACUCGUUUGCCUAAGAAGGAAGCUAUGGCGAGAGAACUGCCAGGCUUCUACUUUGACACCGAGAAGAACCGCUACUUUCCAGUUCCCAGAAAUGGAGCAGCUGCCGGCAGAGGCAUUCCUGCAGAUGGAAAGAGGCCGCAGGUCACACCAGAGUCUGACAGGGACGGUGGGCCCUCUCGAGAAGUAAAGCCCACUCUGCCGCCAUCACAGUUCAGCCUCCUGCAAAGACGAGAGCGGUCCGGUGCAUUCGUGUAUGGCAGAGACGCCCCUCAUGGACGGCGCUUCACUUCUGCCAGCUGGGAGGCUGGAUUUCGAGAUUACACGGUCUGGGGCUUUGGCAACGACCCACAUUUUGGCGCAUCGGCUGAUUCGAGUCUCCAUGGUGCCGGCCCGUUCCUCCAAGUGUCCCACGGUUCCAGAACGAUUUUCUUGGCAGGCGACGAGCAUGGACUGAACGCACUGGAGCCGCGUGGUGCGUCUGAGGACCCGCUUUCGAUCCACGGUGUCAAACUUCUCGACAGCAGGCCCGGUGCCUUCCUCGAGGAAUCUGAGAAUAGUUCAGAAACGACAGCGAUAGAUAGUGGAGCGACUGGAAGGGAAGAUAACACGACUUCGAGGCAGGAGGAGGAGAGCGACUCUGAAGGCAGCUCUUCAGAUGAUGACCUCGAUCGGAAGCGGGGAUUCUACUUCCGGGGCAGGAGACGAAAGCCCUGGUUCCAGAGGAAACGGAAACGGAAAACUCGGGGCGUGUGGCGUGACACCGGACAGGGUUUGCAGCGCAUCGACGUACUGCUUCCUAAAGUGGAGGGGCGUGCGGAAAGAGAGGGGCGGGGGGCGCGAGGGGAGAGUUCGACGCAAGCUGGAAGAAAGGAGAGAUGCCCGGUGGAUUUGGCCUUGCUCAGUAGCCUCCCCCUCCAGUCACGGGUCACGGCACUCCGGUCCGCAGGCAGGGCCGAGGAGUGGGGCGGGGAUCAGCGGUUCAUCGCCACCACACUGGGGUCCAACACGACGGCCGGCAGCUUCCUGCUGCUGCACAGUCGGGAGGGCGACACGUGGACGGAGCCGGACGUGGUGCGCCGGCACUACUUCGACAAGGAGAGCAUCUGGACCGGGGACAUUAGCAGCAACGGGCGGCAGGCCGUCAUAGGCGCAUCCACCUUGGGCUUCCGCAUCCAGUUGGAGACAUGGGCGAUUCGCCCCCUCGCCCCCUCGAACGGCAGUGCAACCUUAGCGCAGCAGUUCGACAGCACGGGAAACCUGGUCCUGUCCGGCUUCCGCAACGGUGCCAUCUCCACCGUCGAUCUCCGCCCCAGCUCCGCCCUCUCGACGGCUCCUCAAAACCGCAGCGGGGGGUCAAAGUCGCCAGCCACGGCAGCCCCCUGCAGAUGCGCUCCUCCGUGUGCGACCUGCGGCUGCUUCGCACGGACGAAAACUUUCUGCUCGCGAGCGCAAUGGACGGGAGCCUCGUGCAGUGGGACCGCCGUGCGGCACGGCGCCCGGUACGGACCUUCCCCGGACACCGGAACAGUCACACAAUGCUUAAGAUGGCGGUCGACCCGGGCGAGAGGGCCGUCAUGUCAGGGGGCGAAGAUCGUAUGGUGAGGCUAUGGAGCCUGUCAAGCGGAGGACUCCUUCAGCACAUGGGUCCUUUCGAAACCCCCGUCACUUACCUGGAUUGGCUCCCUUCUGAUAGUGCUCUCAAACUGGGAACGACAUGCACAUCAAACGAACAGUUUCCAGACCUCCUGUCCUGGAGUGUAUGGAUGGGCGCGCAAGGCUCAUCGACUGGCCCCAUGCUCGCCACGCAGUUCUGUGAUUUCAAAACCAACUGAUGGUAAUUCACCAAGCCGUUCUGGUGAAAGCGUCGUUUUGGAGCAGGCUUGCGUUCUUUACUACCCUGGUCGCCGUCGUCGUUCUAUAGAGACUUUUUGGUUUCAUGUCGGAACGUAGUCUGAACAGCCUGACACAGUGCCAGGCGAACAAUGAACGUCAAUGAACGCGUUCUAAACGUUCGUCAUCACGCAGUCUAAUGCGGUUGAGCACAAGAUACGGUCCAACAUACUGCUAGCGUGGCCCCCGAUGAGCAGAAACGACCAGUGUGCAACUACAAAAAGUGUGGGAUGCGAGCAUGGACUUUUGUAGAUCUAUCUCGAGAGUGCUCGCGUCUAGAGGUAGAGCUUGUAAGGGAAGGUCUUGUCGAGCCGCGCCCAUGAAUCUCCA
This is a messenger RNA of Klebsormidium nitens, 2387 nucleotides long. NCBI's taxonomy places the organism in Eukaryota, Viridiplantae, Streptophyta, Klebsormidiophyceae, Klebsormidiales, Klebsormidiaceae. The record is from the annotation of a GenBank genome assembly.